AUGAAAAAUCAUUAUAAUACUUUAGGUCUUUAAAGAGAUGCUGAAUAACAGUAAAUAAAAGAAGCGUAUCAUAAACUGGCAUUAGAAUGGCAUCCAGUAUGACAAUAUUGUUUAAAUCAAGCUAGGAUAAGAAUAUAAACAAUAGGACAUAAGCAAUUAUCUAAUUCUAAGAAAUUAGUGAGGCUUACAACACUUUAUCUAAAUAAGAGUCAAAGAAAAUAUAUGAUUAUAAUCUUGAUUAAAAGAAAAUUAUAAGAUCAUUUAAUAAAAGAUAACAAGUAUAAGAAAAAGAAUAAUUAAACUAAUUAACAAAAGAAUUUAAUUUAUCUGAUAAUUACUUUUAAAAUAACUAUACCUAUUUAACAAAAGAUGAGUAAGAUACUAUAAAUAAAUUCAUAAAUAGAAUGGAUAAGUAAAGUAAACGGAUUAAAAAAAAAUAAUGA
Paramecium primaurelia is the source of this 443-nucleotide messenger RNA. NCBI's taxonomy places the organism in Eukaryota, Ciliophora, Oligohymenophorea, Peniculida, Parameciidae. The record is from the annotation of a GenBank genome assembly.